Molecule: messenger RNA, 2813 nt
Organism: Hypoxylon fragiforme
Lineage: Eukaryota; Fungi; Ascomycota; Sordariomycetes; Xylariales; Hypoxylaceae
Exons: 1
Coding region: 244-2718 (824 amino acids)
Biological process (GO): ribosomal small subunit biogenesis
Cellular component (GO): nucleolus
Molecular function (GO): RNA binding; protein binding
Source: RefSeq, a predicted model, not a curated record
CCGCAGUGGGUCCCUUAAAGUAUCUUCACUAUGUAAGCAUGUACCCAUUGUACCGAGUUACAUAGUAUUCUUGGAAAUUUUAAUAUCCAUGGAUGAAAUUGAAAAUAUCACAAAUCUUUCUCCCUCUACACAAUACAUAUCUACAUAGAUAUCAUUCUGUCACCAGCAAAAAGUUUCAUAACAUGUAAAGCUUACGGUGUCUCACACUCACUCUCACUUCCAAUAGCAUCAUACAUUACAACCAUGGGGACAGGACCUAAACGAAAGUUGGCACUUCCCUCAUCGCUCUUGAAGGAGUUGGAGACACAACAACCCACUUCGUCUGCUAAUGGAAAAUGGAAGCCCAAGAGGCAACUAUCCAGAAAAGAGCAACGCAAGGCUCAACGAGUUGAAAAAAGACAGUCUCACCGGCCCCAGUUACGCUCGGUCUCUACACCACACCAAUCCAAGCGAAAUUCAUCACCGUCUGAUGUAUUCUCUGAGGAUGGUGACAUGGGUGCUGGAGACUUCGACGAUGAAGAUGGGGAUGAGGAUGAUCUUGUCAUAGGUUCCGACCUUGGUUUUGACUCUGGCUCUGAGGGAGAUGAUGGCAAGAGCGCCGAAGACCAUGAGCCAAGCCUACCUCGGCCCUCUAAGUCAACCCGGAACAAACUUACUCAGGAUGACGCAGAGAUAGCAGAUCUGGAACGGAAACUAGGGCUAAGGGGCAGAAAGUCUCUGCCAAAGUCAUUUCAAGAGGAUGGUCUUGGCGGUCUACUGGACGGUCUAGACGAUGACGAGGAGGAGGACACAGCAAUCCGCUCGAAGACAAAGCGUAAAGCGGAGGGAGAUGAAUGGUUGGCCCAAAAGAGGAGAAAAGCACAGGCUGCGGCUAAGGCUAUUACUGGCGACAGUAACAGAAACAAGGGUGGCUCCGAAUCAGAAGAGUUCGAUAGCGACGAGGGGGGUGAGCUCGAAAGUGACGAUGACGAUAAUGAUGUCUUCGAGGGCUGCUCUGACGGAGAACAACAUCAGCCUGCACGACCACGGCGAGAAAAUCCUUAUGUUGCGCCUUCGACAGGUGUUGCCAAAUAUAUCCCCCCAUCGCUCCGUAAGCAGUUGGGUUCGCCCAACGAAGCAGAGACCCAGAUCCAAAGGCGUAUCCAGGGUUUGAUAAAUCGAUUGACUAAUGACAGCAUGGUUGGUAUAGUCAAGGAAUUCGUGACCCUCUAUGAUACAUAUCCAAGACAAACUGUUACCUCCACUAUAGUAGAUCUUGUGUUGGCUCUAGUAGCCUCACCCGAAAAGCGGCCAGAUGCAUUUUUUACGAUGACAGCUGGAUUUGUUGCAGCGAUGCACAAAGCCGUGGGCAUGGCCUUUAGCGCCUAUUACAUACAGCAACUCAUGGAAAACUUUGGCCAGCAUUACGAGAAAGCAUCUGGCGACCAGUCGGACUCUGGUUCAAAACACCUCAUUGCCUUGCUUGCCGAGCUCUACAACAUGCAGGUUGUCGGUUGCAACAUCAUAUUUGAUUAUAUUCGUCUCUUCUUAGAGAAUCUUUCAGAGCUCAAUACGGAACUGCUUUUAAGAAUUAUCCAACUAUGCGGACCAUCUCUAAGACGUGAUGAUCCGCAUGCACUAGGGGAUAUUGUAAAUCGCGUCAAGCCGGUCAGCUCGAAGGGGAUGUCAGUCAGGACUAGUUUCAUGAUUGACGAGAUGAAGAAACUCCAGAGCAACAAAACGAAAGCAGCGACUCGCAACAAAGAUAUGGCAGACCAGCGAAGCCAGCUCAGGAAACGCAUCGCUACCCUGGGCGGUUCGCAGGACGUGCAACCUCUACGCAUGGGCCUCAAGGAUAUACAGGAUGCCGAUAAACACGGAAAAUGGUGGCUUGUUGGGGCCAGCUGGUCUGGAGGUCAAAAUGGGCCUGAUAGCCAAAUUGGGGGCAGUGGCAAGGGAAGAGAUGCCAACGAUGCCAACGAUGCUGACGAUGCUGACGAAAUGAUGAAAAUCGACGAUGAUGACCUCGGCAUUCCCGAUCUUUGGCAGUUAGCUAAGGAGCAGGGCUUCAAUACAGAGAUACGGCAACGGAUAUUUGUUGCUCUGCACGCGGCGACAGAUUACGAAAACGCCGAGCUCCUCAUUCGAAAGUUGAGGCUCAACAAACACCAGCGAAAAGAAGUACCGGAGGUGAUUGUCCGCAGUAGUGAACGACAAUCGCAAUACAACCACUACUACACGCUGGUCUCGUCUAAAUUCACCGGGGACCGAGAAUUAUCAUUUCAAUUCCGGCGCUGUCUGACUACGCGGCUUAGGAAGAUGGGAGAAGAUAUCGAUGUUGGUGAAGGAGACGAGGUUGACACGGAGGACAUGACUAAUUACGACAUGCGAUGGGUAUAUAACACAGGGAAGAUGUACGGGUCUCUGGUGGCCAGCCGGUGUCUGCGGCUUGCAGAUGUAAUCAAGCACCGCAAUUUGGCAAUGCUGCAGGAGAAAGCGCACAUGUUUUUCGAGGUGAUGUUAAUCUCGAUGCUUCAGGAGUGUAAGGGGGACGGUUUGAAGGAAAUAUUUGGUGGAUUAGAUGCAGAACAUGCGCGUGGAUUGCAAUACUUCUUAAAGAAGAAGGUACGACAUACGGAUCUCUUGAAGGGGAAAAAAGAGAAGAGUGCGGUUAAGAAGAGUUGCGAGAUAGCAUAUCAAGUUCUCAAGACUCUGCUGACGACGGAAUCGCUAGGGUGAGAAGAGGAAGAAGAGGUUAAGAAUAUAUAGAAUAUGUACAUAUUAUAUGUAGGUAGGUACCUAGUAGGUAGAUAUUUAUUCAUGGUGCAUACCUA